AACAUGGAAAAACUCUGCGGUGAAAAUGAAAGAGAGCCUGAAAACCAAGGAAAGAUGGACAAUGAAGACGAGCCAGAGCCUAAGGGAGAGCCAGAAGUAGCUGCUCCUCUGGAAGACAAGGAAAAGUUAGGAAAUGAGGGAAAGACAGAAAAGACAGGAAAGACAGAUGAAGAAAUGCUGAAAGAUAAGGGAAAGCUGGAGAAUGAGGGAAAGCCAGAAGAAGGAAAGCCAGCGAGUGAAACAAGGGCUGCAGGAAAGCGCCCAGCUCAGGAUGAUGUCCCCAGAAAAGCAAAAAGAAAAACCAACAAAGGAUUGGCUGAGUAUCUCAAGGAGUAUAAGGAGGCCAUACAUGAAAUGCAUUUGAGCAAUGAGGAGAUGAUAAGAGAGUUCGAUGAGAUGGCCAGGGUGCAGGAUGAGGUGAAAAAAUCCAAACAGAAAUUGGGGGGUUUUAUGUGGAUGCAAAGAAGUUUACAGAAUCCCUUCCACCCUAGGGGCCCAAGGGAACUUAGGGGUGGCUGUAGGGCUGCCAAGUGGAUCAGCACAACCAGGAUCCCAUCAGACACUUGA
This is a messenger RNA of Orycteropus afer afer, 567 nucleotides long. Its product is annotated as transcription elongation factor A protein-like 4. The record is from RefSeq and is a predicted model, not a curated record. The coding region runs from base 4 to 567 and encodes 187 amino acids. Lineage: Eukaryota; Metazoa; Chordata; Mammalia; Tubulidentata; Orycteropodidae. The transcript has 3 exons.